Molecule: messenger RNA, 4738 nt
Organism: Trichechus manatus latirostris (Florida manatee)
Lineage: Eukaryota; Metazoa; Chordata; Mammalia; Sirenia; Trichechidae
Gene: RB1
Product: RB transcriptional corepressor 1
Exons: 25
Coding region: 473-2920 (815 amino acids)
Biological process (GO): cell differentiation; negative regulation of G1/S transition of mitotic cell cycle; cell morphogenesis involved in neuron differentiation
Cellular component (GO): Rb-E2F complex; chromatin; nucleus
Molecular function (GO): RNA polymerase II transcription regulatory region sequence-specific DNA binding
Source: RefSeq, a predicted model, not a curated record
GAGUGGGUUUUCUCUGUUAUAUUAAUGAGGCAGUAUCAGUGUAGGUGUGUUUUAAGCCAGUUGCCUUUGAGAUAUAAACAGAGCAGAUUAGGACAGAGAAGUAAGCGCGCAUGGAGAUCACUAAGGAAUUGAGGAACAGAGUUGAGAAGAGACAAGGACCUUCCGCCAGAGCAGAUGGAGAAGGAAAACCUUCCACUAGAGCCGGCAACCUGAGUUGGGACUUCUAGUCUUCUAAACUGUGAGGAAAUAAAUUUCUGUUUGUUAAAGCCACCCAUUUGUGUUAUUUGGGUUAUAACAGUACUAGAUAAGUAAGACACUGAGUAAGGAAAAAAGUCACAUGUAAUACAAUUUUAACACGAUAUCUAAUAAUGAAAUUUUUGAACUUUUUUUUUCUUCCCAGGAAGGUUAUAUUCAAAAGAAAAAAGAACUGUGGGGAGUCUGUAUCUUCAUUGCAGCAGUUGACCUAGAUGAAAUGCCAUUCACUUUCACUGAGCUACAGAAAAACAUAGAAACCAGUGUCUAUAAAUUCUUUGACUUACUAAAAGAAAUCGAUACAAGUACCAAAGUUGAUAAUGCUAUGUCAAGACUGUUGAAGAAGUAUAACGUAUUAUGUGCACUCUACAGCAAAUUAGAAAGGACAUGUGAACUUAUAUAUUUGACACAACCCAGCAGUUCGAUAUCUUCUGAAAUAAAUUCUGCAUUGGUGCUGAAGCUUUCUUGGAUCACAUUUUUGCUAGCUAAAGGGGAAGUAUUACAAAUGGAAGAUGAUCUCGUGAUCUCAUUUCAGUUAAUGCUGUGUGUCCUUGACUAUUUUAUCAAGCUCUCACCCCCUGCAUUGCUUAAAGAACCAUAUAGAACAGCUGUGAUACCUAUUAAUGGUUCCCCUCGAACACCAAGACGAGGUCAGAACAGGAGUGCACGGAUAGCAAAACAACUAGAAAAUGAUACAAGAAUUAUUGAAGUUCUCUGUACAGAGCAGAAAUGUAACAUAGAUGAGGUGAAAAAUGUUUAUUUCAAAAAUUUUAUACCUUUUAUGAAUUCUCUUGGAAUUGUAGCUUCUAAUGGACUUCCAGAGGUUGAAAGUCUCUCUAAACAGUAUGAAGAAAUUUACCUUAAAAAUAAAGAUCUAGAUGCAAGAUUAUUUUUGGAUCAUGACAAAACUCUUCAGGCUGAUCCUAUAGACAGUUUUGAAAUGCAGAGAACACCACGAAAAAGUAACCCUGAUGAAGAAGUGAAUAUGAUUCCUCCACAGACUCCAGUUAGGACUGUUAUGAAUACUAUUCAGCAAUUAAUGAUGAUCUUAAAUUCAGCAAGUGAUCAACCAUCAGAAAAUCUGAUUUCCUAUUUUAAUAACUGCACAGUGAAUCCAAAGGAAAGUAUCCUGAAGAGAGUAAAGGAUAUUGGCUGCAUCUUUAAAGAGAAAUUUGCUAGAGCUGUGGGACAAGGAUGUAUUGAAAUUGGAUUACAGCGAUACAAACUUGGAGUCCGAUUGUAUUAUCGAGUAAUGGAAUCAAUGCUUAAAUCGGAAGAAGAACGAUUAUCCAUUCAAAACUUUAGCAAACUCCUGAAUGACAACAUCUUUCAUAAGUCUUUGUUGGCAUGCGCUCUUGAGGUUGUAAUGGCUACAUAUAGCAGAAGUACAUCUCAGAAUCUUGAUUCUGGAACAGAUUUGUCCUUCCCAUGGAUUCUGAAUGUACUUAAUUUAAAAGCCUUUGAUUUUUACAAAGUGAUUGAAAGUUUUAUCAAAGCAGAAGCCAACUUGACAAGAGAAAUGAUAAAACAUUUAGAAAGAUGUGAACAUCGAAUCAUGGAAUCCCUUGCAUGGCUCUCAGAUUCGCCUUUAUUUGAUCUUAUUAAACAAUCAAAGGAUCGAGAAGGACCAGCUGAUCAUCUGGAAUCUGCUUGUACUCUCAACCUUCCCCUCCAGAAUAAUCACACUGCAGCAGAUAUGUAUCUUUCUCCUGUAAGAUCUCCAAAGAAAAAAGGGCCAGCUACACGUGUAAAUUCUACUGCAAAUGCAGAAGCACAAGCAACCUCAGCCACCCAGACUCAGAAGCCAUUGAAAUCUACCUCCCUCUCACUCUUUUACAAAAAAGUAUACAGGCUAGCCUAUCUCCGACUCAAUACCCUGUGUGCACGCCUUCUGUCUGACCACCCAGAACUCGAACACAUCAUCUGGACCCUUUUCCAGUACACACUGCAAAAUGAGUAUGAACUCAUGAGAGACAGGCAUUUGGACCAGAUCAUGAUGUGUUCCAUGUAUGGCAUUUGCAAAGUAAAGAAUAUUGACCUUAAAUUCAAAAUCAUUGUAACAGCAUACAAGGACCUUCCUCACGCUGUCCAGGAGACGUUCAAACGUGUUUUGAUCAGAGAAGAGGAAUAUGAUUCUAUUAUAGUAUUCUAUAACUCAGUCUUCAUGCAGAGACUGAAAACAAAUAUUUUGCAGUAUGCUUCCACGAGGCCCCCUACCUUGUCACCAAUACCUCACAUUCCUCGAAGCCCUUAUAAGUUUUCUAGUUCUCCUUUACGGAUUCCUGGGGGGAACAUCUAUAUAUCACCCCUGAAGAGUCCGUAUAAAAUUUCAGAAGGCCUGCCAACUCCAACAAAAAUGACUCCAAGAUCAAGAAUCUUGGUGUCAAUUGGUGAAUCAUUUGGGACUUCUGAGAAGUUCCAGAAAAUAAAUCAGAUGGUGUGUAACAGUGACCGUGUGCUCAAAAGAAGCGCUGAAGGAAGCAACCCUCCUAAACCACUGAAAAAACUACGCUUUGAUAUUGAAGGAUCAGAUGAAGCUGAUGGAAGACAUCUCCCAGGGGAGUCCAAAUUUCAACAGAAACUGGCAGAAAUGACAUCUACUCGAACACGAAUGCAAAAGCAGAAAAUGAAUGACAGCAUGGAUACCUCAAACAAGGAGGAAAAGUGAGGAUCUCAGGACCUUGGUGUGGGCACUGUGUACCCCUCUAGCUUCAUUGUCUUUCCCAGACUGACUGUAUAAUUUUCCCAAGUUCUGUUUACGGCCAGAUUUAAUACUCAGCUUCAGUUCUUUUUGUGGAUAUAAAAAGAUGUGUGCAGAUGCAAGUUGAAUUUGUGCGUGGGAUUCUUAAACCACUUGCAAUGUUGUAGUCAUUGUUAUUGUACGAGAUUGAAAAUCUUGUGUAAAUCUUGCCAUUUUAAAAGCAGUAGCAGAUUGUUUCCAUUUCCAAAGCAUAACUGCACUGCUUUCUAAAUGGUGACGACGCCUAGAGCGUGCGGGUCCUGACAACCAUGCCUAUCUUUGAGUACUUUGCCUUCCCUUUUGCAUAUGUGUGAUGUUUGCUACUGUUUUUAUUAAUUUAUAUAUGUAUUUUUUAUUUAACAUGAAUACCCUCUGAAAAUGUGUCUUGUCUUCCAAAUCCAAUUUGGAUGACUACUGAUUCACCCAAAUUAUCCUGAACUCUUCUGUUAAAACAAAUAUUAGAAACCAGAAAAAAAGGAUAAUUACUAAUUUUUACACAUUACAUUUUACUUUACUAUUGGAAUCUGAUGUCCUGUGUGUUUGUUUUAUAAAUUUUAGCUUUUGAAUGCAGGCAGAAAACAAAGUGUAGACGUGAUACUGUCAUACUACUGACACAGAUUUCAUACCUCAGAACAUGUAAGAAUUUCUUAUUCUUUUCUUCAUCCAACUCAUGCUUUAAAAUGAGGGUUAUUAAUAGUACUUUUGGUUUUUAAACUAUUCAGAUCACUGAAGUUAUAAAGCACCCCUUUAGUACUUGAAAAAGUGAAGUGUUCCGGCUAGAGCUUUGCUAUAGAGGACCCUAGUACAGUAGACUCCAAGUGCACUUUCUAAUGCUUCUGGGUCCUGAAGAAUCAAGAUAUAAAUUAAUUUUACUCUAUAAAUAGACUGUUAACUAUCGAGCCUUAAUUUCUUUUUUUCCCCUAGAGAUUUGUCAAAUUGCAUCUCAACAAUUAUUCUGCCCUCCUAAAUUUGGGAAGGUUUGUGUUUUCUCUGGAAUGGUACAUGUCUUCCAUGUAUCUUUGGAACUGGCAGUUGUCUAUUUAUGUUUUAUUUUUUUUAUAGCCAGUAUAGGCUAACACUGGCACAUUCAAAGCCAGAUUUUCUCUGGUCCAUAAACGCAAGUAAUCAAAGUUCUUUGUACGUUAGGCAUUAUUGCUUCUAUCUGAUUUUGUACGAAAGCUUCAAACUAAAGUAGCUUCAUUAGAAGAGGCGCUUUUUCCCCCUUGGCACCUAAAGGUGUAUUUAAACUGUCUUGUGUGAUUAACUUAUUUAGAGAUGGUAUAAUUUAAAAUAGGUGGUAUUUAAGUUAGCAUGAACUUAGCUUUUACGAAAAUCAUUUUGUCUAAAUCCAGAAUUCUUUUUAAAAAGAAAUCUGGUCUCGUUUGUUAGAAAACCAAAAUUUUUUGGCUCAGUUAAGUUUCAAACUUAUUAUUUUGACAGCUAUCUUGAUAACAAAGGCAGCUUUACUAGACAGCUUUACUCCAUUUCCUCUGUAACUUUUGCAUGAGUAGCUUACAGAUCAUUUUAGGUCAGGGCCUACCAUGUUUCUGCAUCCUGUGCUAAUAUUCACAUUAGAAUUAGCGCCAGAAUUUUAGGAACUUCAGAGACUGUGUAUUGAGAUUUCUUAAAUAAGGCUUAAGAUAUUGCUUUUUGUAUUGGUUAAAACUGUACAUUUAAAAUUGCUAUGUUCUAUUUUCUACAAUUAAUAGUUCACCUAUUUUAAAAUAAAUUAGUUAAGAGUCUUAA